GAACCCAGGUCAGUGCGCUACAAAGCAUAAGUCUUCGUCGCGAUAUGGGGCGCGGAGGGAUGUUCUGUAGGAGGACUGGAGUCCUAUCAGGGAGAAGCAAAUGUUUCUGCCCCCGGGAAGAACGUUCUGCUUUGCAAAAGAGACAGUGAGGUGAUCGACGGAUUUUUGUUCUUGCUAUCCUCUUCCCAUUGUCUCUGUGCCCGCUGCAAAGGGAAGUAAAGGUCGGGCCUCUACACAGGGCAGCGUGUGUGUGUUUUUGUGGCGUGGUCUUACUUUCCUUGACGGCAGUGGGGAGAGGCAAAGACAUCUGUGUGGCGGUGUGAGCUGGUGUGUAACCCUGUUCUAAUCCGAAGAAUGUAAAAGUGAAACUUCCAGUGGUGGAAGCUGUAUCGCUUUGACGGGCACACCGAAAGAAAAUGCUGCUGAAGACUUUGAAUGCAUCAAAGGGAUAGAGAGGCUGAUACAAGGCAGCUCCAGCUGUGUAGCUUCACUGGAAAGAACUAUUUUGUCCUAAAAGGUGUUGAGGUGACCCUGGCUAGUUAUGCCUGAAAUGGAAACUCCGGAAAAGCAGCCCUCUGAACUCCCUCAAGAUCCACGCUGGAAGCUCCUGGUCUUCUACCUUUGUUUCUAUGGCUUCAUGACCCAGAUCAGACCAGGGGAGAGCUUCAUUACUCCCUAUCUGUUAGGAACAGAGAAGAAUUUCACCAAGGAAGAGGUCACCAAUGAAAUCACACCUGUGCUUUCCUAUUCAUACAUGGCUGUGCUGGUGCCCAUCUUCCUGCUGACAGACUACCUGAGGUACAAGCCAGUGCUAGUGCUGCAGAGCCUGAGCCACAUCUCUAUCUGGCUGCUGCUGAUCUUUGGCACCAGCAUCCUUGCCAUGCAGUUCAUGGAGUUCUUCUAUGGCAUCACCAUGGCCGCACGGGUUGCCUAUUCCUCCUACAUCUUCUCCCUGGUCACCCCUUCGUGUUAUCAGCGUAUGGCCAGCUAUUCUCGUACCUCUGUUCUCAUGGGAGUCUUCAUCAGUUCCGUGCUGGGGCAGCUCUGUGUCACAUUUGGGGGCACCACUUUAAUGACCCUGAAUUAUAUCUCUCUGGGGUUCACGUGCUUUGGACUGAUCCUGACUCUCUUCCUGGAACGCCCCAAACGCAGCCUCUUCUUCAACAGGAGUGAGCCUGUGUGCAAUGGCACCUCACCCACUGAGCUGGAUAAAAUGAAUGCCGGGGAGCCACCAUGGUACAAGACGCCUAGCUGGCAGAAUCUAGUCUUCAUCCGGAUGCUAAAGGAACUGAUGACCAUCGUGCGAUUGCCUCAGCUGAGACUUUGGUCCCUCUGGUGGAUAUUUAAUUCUGCUGGCUACUACCUGGUGUUGUAUUACGUUCAGAUUUUAUGGAAUGAGGUUUAUCCCACCAGGGAUAACAGUAGGGUCUACAAUGGAGGGGUAGAAGCUGCUUCUACACUUCUCGGUGCUAUCACUUCCUUUGCAGCUGGCUACGUGAAAAUCCGCUGGACGCUGUGGUCGGAGCUGGUGAUUUGCAUCGUGACAGUGUUCCAGGCAGGCCUGCUUUUGCUUAUGAACAUGACAGCCAAUAUCUGGAUCUGUUAUGUGGCCUACAUCCUUUUCAGGGGCUCCUACCAAUUUCUUGUGCCUAUAGCCAUUUUCCAGAUUGCAGCUUCCCUGUCCAAAGAGCUCUGUGCCUUGGUGUUUGGAAUCAAUACCUUCUUUGCCACAGUUCUCAAGACAAUCAUCACCAUAAUCAUAACAGAUAAAAGGGGCCUGGCUCUCUCAGUCCAUCCUCAGUUCUACGUUUAUUUUGGCUACUUCACAUUCUUGACCGUGGUGUAUCUGUGUGCAGCUAUAAGGCACAGUGCAUGCAGGGAACCUCAAGAGGCAACAGCAGCCAGGGAACUCUGCAGCCCAGUUGGUGAAGUCCAAGGCAAAAACAAAAGCACAGAACUGGCUAGUAAGUGUGGGAAAGGAGAGAGCCCUGCCUGACCAGUCCCACUUAGAAUACAUCUAAUAGAAGGCUCUCAUUCAGCACCUGUGAAAAUGAUCAUGUAUUUCAAGGUCAAUCCAGCAUUGAUUUCAGAAUAUCCAGUCACUGCGGGGCCAAGCUGGAGAAAGCUUUGUAUGGCUAUGAUACGGGACUUUGUAUCAAGCAGUAUGGAACUGACACUUUGCCAUUCUCUUGGGGUCUCAUUUUACUUCUGCAUCCACUGUCCCCAGGGGUACAAGCUGUGAGGAGGAAGGCAGCAUACACCACUUUAUAGCUUGCCAUAGGGCAAAUAUAUGAAUGGUUUUAAAUGCAGAUGUUUCCCCACCUGGCAAGUGACUGGGGCAACAGAGAAAACAGAUGCAGGCACUUUUUUAAAUAAAAGAAAGCAAUUCACCUUUUUAUAAA
This is a messenger RNA of Heteronotia binoei (common prickly gecko), 2402 nucleotides long. It is a transcript of the gene SLC19A1, whose product is annotated as solute carrier family 19 member 1. NCBI's taxonomy places the organism in Eukaryota, Metazoa, Chordata, Lepidosauria, Squamata, Gekkonidae. Gene Ontology annotation, molecular function: folic acid binding; folate:monoatomic anion antiporter activity. Gene Ontology annotation, biological process: folate transmembrane transport. The record is from RefSeq and is a predicted model, not a curated record. Bases 542 to 1996 code for a protein of 484 amino acids. Gene Ontology annotation, cellular component: basolateral plasma membrane; plasma membrane; apical plasma membrane. The transcript has 6 exons.